UGGUUCUUUCCUUUGACUCCGUUGGACAUACACUAGGCUCAGAAUAUGACAAACUGGGCUUUCUCCUGAACCUGGACUCAAAAUUGCCUCCAGAAUUGGCAUCAAAGUAUGCAAAUUUCUCUGAGGGAGUGUGCAAGCCAGGCUAUGCAUCAGCGCUCAUGACUGUCAUCUUCCCAAAGUUCUCGAAGCCGGCACCAAUGUUCUUGGAUGAUUCCUUCAGGAAAUGGGCACGUAUCAGGGACUUUGUACCCCCCUUUGGAAUUAAAGGACAAGAUAAUCUGAUCAAAGCCAUCCUGUCAGCAACCAAAGAUUACCGUCUAACUCCAGCUCUUGACAGUCUCAGCUGCCGGCGAUGUAUAAUUGUGGGAAAUGGUGGAGUACUUGCAAAUAAGUCAUUGGGGUUAAAAAUUGAUGACUAUGAUGUUGUUGUCAGGCUGAACUCGGCUCCAGUGAAGGGUUUUGAAAAAGAUGUGGGUGGCAAGACAACACUCCGGAUCACAUAUCCCGAAGGUGCAAUCCAGAAAAUGGAGCAGUAUGAGAAGGAUUCCCUGUUUGUUCUGGCAGGAUUCAAAUGGCAGGAUUUCAAGUGGCUGAAAUACAUUGUUUACAAGGAGAAAGUGAGUGCCUCUGAUGGCUUUUGGAAGUCAGUGGCAACCCGUGUCCCAAGAGAACCCCAUGAGAUACGUAUCCUGAAUCCCUACUUCAUCCAGGAGGCAGCUUUCAGCUUCAUUGGUCUGCCUUUCAACAAUGGCCUCAUGGGCAGAGGGAACAUCCCCACCUUGGGAAGCGUAGCAAUAACCAUGGCGCUCCACAACUGUGAUGAGGUCGCGGUAGCUGGGUUUGGCUAUGACAUGAGUUCACCCAAUGCACCGCUGCACUACUAUGAGAACAUCAAGAUGUCUGCCAUCAAAGAGUCCUGGACGCACAACAUCCAGCGGGAGAAGGAGUUCCUGAGGAAGCUGGUGAAAGCCAGAGUCAUCACUGACCUAACCAGUGGGAUUUGAGUGGCUGCAGCCACUGCCUCCAAGGGAGGAGAUGAAGACAUACGCUGCAGCUCUGGGAGCAGGCACUG
Acanthisitta chloris (rifleman) is the source of this 1072-nucleotide messenger RNA. RefSeq names its product ST3 beta-galactoside alpha-2,3-sialyltransferase 3 (gene ST3GAL3). The record is from RefSeq and is a predicted model, not a curated record. Lineage: Eukaryota; Metazoa; Chordata; Aves; Passeriformes; Acanthisittidae. The coding region runs from base 159 to 1004 and encodes 281 amino acids. The transcript is spliced from 10 exons. Gene Ontology annotation, molecular function: sialyltransferase activity.